This is a messenger RNA of Lotus japonicus, 1134 nucleotides long. RefSeq names its product probable WRKY transcription factor 49. Gene Ontology annotation, biological process: regulation of DNA-templated transcription. Gene Ontology annotation, molecular function: DNA-binding transcription factor activity; sequence-specific DNA binding. Bases 137 to 1003 code for a protein of 288 amino acids. The transcript has 3 exons. NCBI's taxonomy places the organism in Eukaryota, Viridiplantae, Streptophyta, Magnoliopsida, Fabales, Fabaceae. The record is from RefSeq and is a predicted model, not a curated record.
UUUUAAAGUCAACAACCACCUCCUCAUCUAUCUGCUCCACUCUUUCCUUUCUCAUUACCCUAUUAUCUUCUUCACCUUCCUUCCUCUUUCAACUGCUAAAAGGAUAUUCGUCAAUGGUUGAGUCUGCCCAAAGACAAUGAUGGAGGAAAUAAUGGCCAAUUGGUCUCCAAUAUUAGAUGAUGAUGGGUCUCCUUUUCUCAUGCAGCCAGAGCCAAACAACACCAUAAUUAGAGCAGUUUCAAGAGACCAAGCCUUUAAUUAUAGGUUCAUCUCCAACAUUUACUCAGGCCCUACCAUCUCAGACAUUGAAAAUGCUUUAUCUGUGACCACCAACAAAACAGAGCACUUUUCAGCAUCAGCCAGAGUUUCCAUUUUGGAAAGGAAUUUGAGCAAGAUUGAGAACAAGUACACCCUGAAAAUCAAAUGCUUCGGCAAUGGGAUGGGUGAUGAUGGAUAUAAGUGGCGGAAGUAUGGACAGAAAUCUAUUAAGAAUAGCCCAAAUCCUAGGAGUUACUAUAGAUGCACCAAUCCAAGGUGCAGUGCGAAGAAGCAGGUUGAAAGAUCCAAUGAGGACCCUGAGACUCUUAUCAUCACAUAUGAAGGGCUCCACCUCCACUUUGCAUACCCAUGCUUCCUGGUGGGCCAACCACAGCAAUCCCAGUCCCACCCACCAGUCAAGAAGUCCAAGUUUACCUCUUCACAAGUCCAAGCCCAGGCCCAAGCCCAGGACUUCAUAGUCAACGAAGCCCAAGCCAGUGCUUCUGUGGGCCUGACAUCACCCACGCUGCUGAACUCUCCACAAGACAUGGCCCAACAAAAUUUGGGCUCACAAGGGUUGCUUGAAGACAUGGUGCCAUUCAUGGUGAGAAACCCCUCCAACAACCUCAACAGUGGUUACUCGAAACUUUCAUGUUCCGCAGACCCUUCUCCAACAUCACCUCCUCUGUGGACUUCUGGUCAUUCCACCUCCUUUCAUACCGUUGGCUUGAAUUCAACCACUUAGAUUAUAUAUAUAAUGUAUAUGUAAAGAUUUAGAGACUCAAUAAUUUCAUCGAGGAGUUGUUAUUAUUAUUUUGUUUAUGUUAAUGUAAUAAUGCAUCAUAUGAGAAUAUAGUUUUUUAUAAUGCAAGAAAA